CCCUCCAUGGUUUCUCCUCUCCGCGGGUAACUUGGCGUUUGGCUCAGUUCAUUAUACAGUCCCAUAUUCUUCCUCCAUUAGGGCAUCUCUCUGCCUUUGGACUGAAUAUAAAUUACACCGACACCCAAGACAAAAGUUCAACUUUCGUAGGGCGAGAUGGACAUGAAGAAGAGGAUACACUUGGAACUAAGAAACAGGACCCCAUCUGAUGUACGAGAACUUGUCCUGGAUAACUGCAGAUCAAAUGAAGGGAAAAUCGAAGGUCUCACAGCAGAAUUCGUCAAUCUGGAAUUCCUCAGUUUGAUAAACGUUGGCCUAAUCUCAGUCUCCAACCUUCCCAAACUUGGGAAACUCAAAAAGUUGGAACUCAGUGACAACAGAAUCUCUGGUGGCCUUGACGUGCUAGCAGAGAAACUCCCCAACCUCACACAUCUAAAUCUUAGCGGGAACAAACUGAAAGACAUCAGCACGUUGGAACCUUUGAAAAAGCUGGACGGCCUGAAGUCUCUAGAUUUGUUCAACUGUGAGGUGACCAACCUGAACGACUACAGGGAGAGUGUGUUCAAGCUGCUCCCUCAGCUCACCUACCUGGACGGGUAUGACGUGGAGGACCGAGAGGCAUCCGACUCGGACGGAGAGGUCGACGGUGUGGACGAUGAUGAUGAUGAGGAAGAUGAGGAGGGAGAGGAGGAAGACUUGGAUGAGGAGGAUGAUGACGAUGAAGAGGGAGUAGAAGGAGAGGAGGAAGAUGAGGUCAGCGGCGAUGAGGAGGAGGAAGACCUUGGCAUUGAAGGUGAAGUUGAAGACGAGGAGGAUGAGGACGACGAUGAAGAGGAAGUUGAGGCUGUCAAAGGCGAGAAGAGAAAGCGAGAACCCGAUGAUGAAGAUGACGAUGAUGAUGACGACGAGGACGACGAUUAAGAGCAAAAAAAACAAGAGCCUGUCAAGUUACCAACCCCUUCCCUCUCCACCCUUACACCCUGCCUACGCCACGCCUCUCCUCUCCCCCCCAGCUUUUGAGUCCCCGUGUGGGGAAAGACUGUACCGGAUGGGUGGUCCGAGUGGAGCUGCCUGCUCCCGAUGGAACCGAGAGCCAUUCCCAAGGUUCUCAAGCAGCGCACCACUCCGCAUUCCACAAUUUCACUGUCAACUCCCCCUUUAUGUAUACCUGUGUGAGGACUUUGGGACUGGUAUCUAGUUUUGGGUCUGUGCUUUUAAUAUUUUGUUGGAUGAACUCUGAAUUUAUAUUUUAUGUUGUUGGAUUUAUUAUUUCUUCCCCCUCUUCUUUUGUCUUUGUUUUAUUUUCCGUUCCUUAUCCCCCCCAAUAAAAUGAUUGCUAUAGCAGCUGUGUGAUGAGCGAGCUAUGAUUUUGUGGCCGCCUGUUGCACAAAUCAAGGUUGUAGCUACAUUUUUACUUCCUGUAUGACCAAACUACUUUGUAAAUAAAAUGUUACAAUUUUG
Molecule: messenger RNA, 1461 nt
Organism: Oncorhynchus nerka (sockeye salmon)
Lineage: Eukaryota; Metazoa; Chordata; Actinopteri; Salmoniformes; Salmonidae
Product: acidic leucine-rich nuclear phosphoprotein 32 family member B-like
Exons: 7
Coding region: 157-921 (254 amino acids)
Biological process (GO): regulation of apoptotic process
Cellular component (GO): nucleus
Molecular function (GO): histone binding
Source: RefSeq, a predicted model, not a curated record